This is a messenger RNA of Acanthocheilonema viteae, 216 nucleotides long. Lineage: Eukaryota; Metazoa; Nematoda; Chromadorea; Rhabditida; Onchocercidae. The record is from the annotation of a GenBank genome assembly.
AUGGGACGGAAAGAUCAUCAUAAAUCUUGUCAGAGUGACAUAAAUGUAUCAUCGGCAUUUACCGAUAUUGGUGCACAAGUGUGGGUUCGUGGUAUUUUUGGAACUUUAAGGCGUUAUAUAUUCCUUAGUUCCAUGGGUUUUCAUACUCCGAAACAUUUAGCUGUUGGCUUGCUUGUAUUUCAGAAAGAGAUAAACAUUCGUAUCGAAGAGAAAUAA